This is a messenger RNA of Notodromas monacha, 690 nucleotides long. NCBI's taxonomy places the organism in Eukaryota, Metazoa, Arthropoda, Ostracoda, Podocopida, Cyprididae. The record is from the annotation of a GenBank genome assembly.
AUUUCAUGUACAUCGUAGACGGUUAUGACUUUGUGAAAAGGCGUAAAUUUUGUUGGUGUAUCAACAAUCAUGAUGUGGGUGGAGGCGAGGAAGCAGGAGCGGAAAAUCAAAGGGAUGCUGGUGGAUUUUCGAAAACGAGCCGAAAGAAGACGAGAUUUCUACGAGAAAUUCACUCAAGAUCCAUCGCAAUCCCUCCAGCUGCAUGGACGCCCUUGCAAGAUGCAUCUAGAGCCUGCCUCUAGCUCUGGAGCUGGAGGAGAAUCUGGCAUGGGAAUGAUGCCGUGGCAAGGAGAUUCAAAAGUUCUAAUCGAUCGUUUCGACGGAAGAGCACAUUUGGAUUUUAUCCCGGAUGCGAAAUCAUUCGCAGUGGGAAAAAAUGAAAGCGAAGCUACUGAGAUGGGUGUUUACGACACUGAUUUGAGCCCCAGUGCCUUGGCGCAGGUCAACUACGAGCGCUACAGGAUUCUCGUUCAAAACGAUUUUCUUAACGUUUCGGAAGAGAAGUUCCUGCAACAAAUCUACGUCGAAGAGAAAUUCGGCCCUGUGACAAAAACUGGAGAGGAAGAGAAAAAGCGUCAGCUAGCCGACAAACGUGUGGCCAUCAACUACACCUACACAGACUCGUCAUUGCCGACACCGUUAAGGGCCCAGUAUCCCUGGCCUUGUUUCUUCCUCAUCUUUCUUCACUGA